GAAUGGCCGUAGCAGUCAGGAGGCUGCACGGGAGGGGAGACAGACAAGACAUCCUUCUCGCUUUUUGCGCUUCCUUCUCUGGGUUUUUCUCCCGCGCCGCUCUCUGCGAGGAACGGAGCAAAAGGGGGUAGAGGGAGGGAGGGAGGCAAGGAAGGAGAUCUGACGCAUCUGAGUGAGUGGGCACAGCGAGGCUUUACUUCUCUCCGAUAUGCAACCUGCGCGACGCUGCGCCUCCUGCGACCUGCGCUACUGAUACCAAGAGGGAGAGAGUCAGAGGCAGGAGGAGCCGGCAUGGAUGGACGGGAACACCACUAAACACAGAGGACUGGAAGCGGUGGUUUUGCUCUCAAGUCAGAAAGAAAAACUGUUUUGAUUCCUUUUCUCUUGUGUUUCUUUUUGUGGCCCGGAGCGUCACUCUUCAGUAAUGUUCGCGUGCGCAAAUUUGUUUGGUAACAAAAUACGGAAUAUUCUGUGGCUUUGAUUUCCUGGGAGAGAAAAUAACCGAACCCAACAGAUUGGCAAAGGAGAGAACUGCAAAUCGGAUUCCAUACAUUUGUGAUUGGAUGUGAAAACACUUUGACCCUUCAAAAUUGAAGAUGAUGUUGCUAUGGAAACUACUGCUGCUGCAGUCACUUAUGGGGUGCCUGGCAGAGCGCAGCGUCCUGCAGAGUCCUGCUUUCACCAAACAGCCAGGCAGCAUUGUGUAUCCUGUGGAGACGGUGGGGAACAACAGAGAGGUGGUAUUCAGCUGCGAGGCCCAGGGUACCCCACCUCCCACAUACCGGUGGAAAUUAAACGGUACAGAAGUCAUUCCCAAAGCCGGGUCUCACUACAGCCUUUCUGGAGGCAACCUCAGAAUCAGCCGUCUGAACAAAGACCAAGAUGCCGGAACGUAUCAGUGCCUAGCCUCCAACUCCUUCGGGACCAUCGUCAGCCGAGAGGCCAGUCUAACCUUUGCAUACUUGGAGAACUUCAAGACUCACAAAAGAAGCUCUGUCUCAGUACGUGAAGGUCAAGGAGUGGUUUUGCUGUGUGGCCCUCCUCCACAUUCAGGAGAUCUGAUCUUUUCUUGGAUCUUCAAUGAGUACCCAAAUUUCGUAAAGCAGGACACUCGCCGCUUCAUCUCCCAGGAAACAGGGAAUCUGUACAUUGCCAAAGUGGAGCCUUCAGAUGUUGGAAAUUACACCUGUGUGGUGACCAACACAGUCACAAAGACUCGUGUUCAGGGUCCUCCCACUCCUCUUGUGCUUCGCAGUGAUGGUGUUAUGGGUGAAUAUGAGCCAAAGAUUGAAGUUCAAUUUCCAGAGGUUAUCCACGUAGCCAAAGGAUCCACUGUAAAGCUGGAGUGCUUUGCACUUGGAAACCCUGCACCCACCAUUGGUUGGAAGAGGGUGGAUAAUGUACCCUUCCCCAGGAAAGUGGACAUGAGGAAGGCCAGCGGUGUCCUAGAAAUCCCAUAUUUCCAACAGGAGGAUGCCGGCACAUAUGAAUGUGUGGCUGAAAACUCCAGGGGGAUGAACACAGUGAAAGGGAAGCUCUCUUUCUACGCUCCACCUCAUCUCAUUGAGAAGCCCCAAGAUGUGCAAAAGCUCAUCGAUGACUCACUGGUGUGGGAGUGCAAAGCCACAGGGAAACCAAAACCCUCGUACAGAUGGAUGAAGAAUGGAGAAAACCUGGAGUCUGCAGAGGAGCGCAUACAGGUUGCCAAUGGGAUUCUGUCAAUCAGUCGGCUAACCCUGUCUGACACCGGAAUGUACCAGUGUGUGGCAGGGAACAAGCAUGGCGAGGUCUAUUCCAACGCAGAGCUCCGAGUCAUAGCUGUUGCCCCAGAUUUCUCUCACAAUCAACUGAAGAGUCAGACACUGGUGAAAGUAGGAGGAGAUAUCCUGAUCGAGUGCAAGCCCAAGAUGUCUCCUUGGGGUGUCAUCUUGUGGCGGAAGGGCAGCGAACCCCUACAGGGAAGCAGCAGGAUCUCCAUUCUGGACAAUGGCAGCCUUCGGAUUUGGAAUGUGACGAAAUUGGACGCUGGUCUCUACACCUGUGUUGCAAGAAACCAGUUUGGAGUAGCAAGCAGCACAGGAAGCGUUACAGUUAAAGAGCCAACCAUCAUCACUACACAGCCCACAACGCUGGACAUCACUGUUGGGGAGAGUGUGGUUCUGCCAUGUCAGGUGAGCCACGACCCGUCUCUGGAGCUUAAGUUCACCUGGUUCUUCAACGAGCAGCUCAUCCACUUUGGGAACAAUGGCGGAUUCUUCGAAAAAGUUGGAGGCCAGCACUCAGCGGGAGACAUUAUGAUUCGGAACAUCCAGCUGGGCCACGCAGGGAAGUACACAUGCGCUGUGCAGACCAAGGUGGACAGCAUCUCCAUAGCUGUGGACCUAGUAGUUCGAGGUCCCCCAGGGCCACCCACCAGCAUUCAAGUAGAAGAAAUCACUGAUACCACCGCGUCUCUGUCCUGGAGGCCUGGUCCUGAUAAUCACAGUCCAAUUACGGCAUACACCAUUCAGGCCAGGACACCAUUUUCCCUGGGGUGGCAGGCUGUCACCACAGUUCCUGAGGUUGUAGGGGGCCACCAGCUGACAGCUACAGUAAUAGCGCUGAGCCCUUGGGUGGAGUACGAGUUCCGGGUCCUGGCAAGCAACAGAGUCGGGACGGGUGAGCCCAGCAAGCCGUCCAAACAAGCUAGGACGAAGAGCACCACUCCGAAGGUCACACCGGCUAAUGUGAGUGGAGGAGGAGGCAGUCGCUCCGAAUUAGUCAUCACAUGGGAGCCCGUUCCAGAGGAGCUGCAGAAUGGACCAGGGUUCGGCUAUGUGGUGGCUUUCCGACCUCGAGGCGCCACGGGCUGGAUGCAGGCAGCCGUGCCGUCCCCAGAGGCAUCCAGAUAUGUUUUUAAAAACGAGAGCAUCCAACCUUUCUCGCCUUUCCACGUGAGGGUCGGGGUUUACAACAACGAGGGCGAGGGGCCAUUUGGCUCGGUUACCACUAUCUACUCAGCCGAGGAAGAGCCUGGCCGAGCUCCCACCAGGAUUCGUCUCAAGAGCCUCUCUGCAUCUGAGAUCGAGGUGUCAUGGAAAGCCCUGCCCUGGAACGCCAGCAAGCGGAGGGUGCUGGGCUACGAGCUGAGGUACUGGAGUAGAAGUGAGAGGGAGGAGACGGCCAGCAUACUGAGGACCACAGGGAAUCAGACAUCCACCGUCAUCAGUGGGUUGAGAGGCAGCACCGUCUAUUAUAUCUCAGUGAGGGCCUACAACACAGCUGGAACAGGCCCUUCAAGCACCACAGUCAAUGUGACCACCAAAAAACCACCUCCCAGCCAGCCUCCGGUUAAAGUCAUGUGGAACACAUCAAACUCCAAGAUUAUCCUGAACUGGGAGCACGUCAAAGCUCUGGAGAACGAGUCAGAAGUGACCGGUUACAAAGUGCUAUACAAGAAGAAUCGACACAGCCGACCUAAUGUCAUGGAAACUAACACCACCUCAGUGGAGCUUGCUCUUCCGACUGAUGAGGAAUAUAUCAUCCAAAUAAAGCCAUUUGGAGAGGGAGGAGACGGGAACAGCAGCAAGCAGAUCACCAUCCCUAGGAUAGCAGGACCCAAUGCAGUCGGCUCAGCCUCCAAGGUCUCCACGCUGUCAGCCCUCAGCACAAUAGCUCUCUCUUUCACAGCACGGACAUCUUUAUGACAAACAGCUCCCAGCAGAUGUUGCAUCUAAGGUGGAGACAGCUCUCAGGCGGGAACACAAGUGGAGCCCACUCCGGUGUAACUAGAUACAUCCAUUUAGAUUUUAGAGACAGAGGGAAGACACUGAGGGUAAAAAUGUUCAAAUAUGCCAUGUAGAAGACAGAUAAGGUGUCCCUGUCAGCUUCAUAGGCCAGGUGAGGGAGAUUAUCCGAUGUCGUGACUAUGUUGUUACCAAAGCAGCUUUCAUAAAAGAAACAUAAAGGAAAAAGUCUUAUAUGCAUCUUUUUGUAUGACAUGUUGAGCUUUUAUAGAUUUUGUUUUCCUGAUGGGUUAGGAGAUGACUUUGGCUUCAGGAGUGAGAAUAGUUUAAUGCAUGGAAAACGGCAUUGUCCAGUUUUACAUUUUGAUGAUAAAGCACAUGAGUUGACAGCCCAUUGUCUUUUAAUAUAAAAUACAGCUUGUACCUUUGAUAUUUCUACAUUUCAGUUUAUGUACUAUAGUCUUUCUGGAAAGAAAGUACACCCUCUGUCUUUGCAAGCAAUGGAGCUGGUCUAGAUUAUCUGUACAAAAAAAAAUGUUACCGGUUUUCCACCAAGUCAAUAUUUGAAAAACAAAAAUAAAGGGAAAUUUUAAAAUGUAAAAAAACAAAAAAUAUAUAUAAUGCAAAGUACACCCUCAGAUCCACAGAUAAUACAAGAGACAUGAAGGCCUUGACUUUUAAUAGAGUGUACUUUCUUUUUUAAAGAUUGUAUAUAAAUAUUGUAAUUCAGAUUUCGGGUGCAGUUGUCACUUUUCAAAUAAAAUGGAGGAGUGGAAUCAGAUUGUAAAUGCUAAUGCUUUAGCAUCUGAUGAACAUCAUCAAGCAAAGCUAAACAUUGCCUAACAUCAUGGUGGGAUUGAGCUAUUAUAAGGUGUUCUCAGCCUACUGCUAAAACAGAGUAAAAUAGAAUUAAAAGCCAUUCCCUGGUUAAUUUAUACUCUGAAGACAGAGCAUGAGCCUAUAUAUCUAUAUUCUCACUGUUAUCCUUUCUUCUGCCAAGAACAUGACUAUUGAUCAAAAGAAACAAGUCAGCUUUGCUGGUAUCAAGAUGGCCUUUAAAAGUUUAUCUUGAAUCUGGAUGUAGUCUUUUAUUUUGAAAGUUUGUGCUACUAUGGUCUCUACAAGGUUUUAAUAUUCAUAGUGCGUCACAAAACUCAUACAAAUGGUUUGGGAAUAGAAAUAAAGACUAAGAUUUAGCUUUUGUAAGGCCCCCAAUCUUAGUCCUAUUGAACAUAAUUGUUAAGACGUUAUAUCCUGUAAUCCAUUCUGUCAGUUUAUAAUAAAAGUGGGCAGUUUAAAUUAAAGCAUUAAAACCUGGCAUUAAAUUUGGUUGUAAAUGUUUUAAU
Cyprinodon variegatus (sheepshead minnow) is the source of this 5071-nucleotide messenger RNA. Its product is annotated as contactin-4-like. The transcript has 23 exons. Gene Ontology annotation, biological process: cell-cell adhesion. Gene Ontology annotation, molecular function: protein binding. The record is from RefSeq and is a predicted model, not a curated record. The coding region runs from base 597 to 3686 and encodes 1029 amino acids. NCBI's taxonomy places the organism in Eukaryota, Metazoa, Chordata, Actinopteri, Cyprinodontiformes, Cyprinodontidae.